CUCGCGCCUCCACAGCUCCACUACCUCUCCUACCCCCUCCUCCACCUCUGUGGUCUCUAGCUACCUCCCUCUCCAUUGCUCAAGUCGCCGCGGCAUCCAUUGCCAUGGCAGUCCAGCCUUCCAUGGAGACGCAAGCGCCCGGGAAUUCUUCUCCACCCAAGGAUGGCAGGAGCGCCGAGGAGAAGGCUGUGGAGGACUGGCUCCCGAUCAACGCGUCGCGGAACGCCAAGUGGUGGUACUCGGCGUUCCACAAUGUCACGGCCAUGGUCGGCGCCGGCGUGCUCGGCCUCCCCUACGCCAUGUCCGAGCUCGGCUGGGGCGCCGGCAUCGCCGUGCUGGUCCUGUCGUGGGUCAUCACGCUGUACACGCUGUGGCAGAUGGUGGAGAUGCACGAGAUGGUGCCGGGCCGGCGGUUCGACCGGUACCACGAGCUCGGGCAGUACGCCUUCGGCGAGAAGUUGGGCCUCUGGAUCGUCGUGCCGCAGCAGCUGAUCGUGGAGGUGGGCGUGAACAUCGUGUACAUGGUCACCGGGGGCACCUCGCUCAAGAAGUUCCACGACACCGUCUGCGAAGACUGCAAGAGCAUCAAGCUCACCUACUUCAUCAUGAUCUUCGCCUCCGUCCACUUCGUGCUCUCCCAGCUCCCCAACUUCAACUCCAUCUCCGGCGUCUCCCUCGCCGCCGCCGUCAUGUCGCUCAGUUACUCCACGAUCGCGUGGGGCGCGUCGGUGGACAAGGGGAAGCUGGAGGACGUGGACUACAGCCUGCGGGCGACGACGACGCCGGGGAAGGUGUUCGGCUUCCUAGGGGCGCUGGGGACCGUGGCGUUCGCGUACGCGGGGCACAACGUGGUGCUGGAGAUCCAGGCCACCAUCCCGUCGACGCCGGAGAAGCCAUCCAAGAAGCCCAUGUGGCGGGGCGUCGUCGUCGCCUACAUCGUCGUCGCGGUGUGCUACUUCCCCGUCUCGCUCGUCGGCUACUGGGCCUUCGGCAACAGAGUUGACAGCGACAUCCUCAUCACGCUCUCCAGGCCAAAGUGGCUCAUCGCCCUCGCCAACUUGAUGGUCGUCAUCCAUGUCAUCGGCAGCUACCAGAUUUACGCGAUGCCGGUGUUCGACAUGAUAGAGACGGUGCUGGUGAAGAGACUAAAAUUCCCUCCAGGCCUGACGCUCCGGCUGAUUGCUCGGACUGUCUAUGUCGCGUUCACAAUGUUCAUAGCAAUCACCUUCCCUUUCUUUGAUGGACUGCUCAGUUUCUUUGGUGGAUUUGCAUUCGCACCGACUACCUAUUUCCUUCCGUGCAUUAUGUGGCUUGCAAUCUACAAACCGAAAAGGUUCGGCCUCUCAUGGUUCACUAACUGGAUUUGCAUUGUUCUUGGAGUGCUGCUGAUGGUACUGGCGCCAAUUGGAGGACUCCGGAAUAUCAUUCUGAAUGCAAAGACAUACAAAUUCUACCAGUAAACAUGAUUAGCUAACACAAACACCUUGUUUUGACCUACAGUUAACAGGACUGCAGAAUGUCUCGGAUCAUCAUCAGCUGAAACCAGUUCUGGAUUUGAUACAGCUUGACACUACAAUUUUUUUGGCACCACAAAAAACUCGUAUUAAGUGGUGCAAGGAAACCGACUACUGUGUCUAAUAUGAGCCUUUUGGAAAGAAAAAAUGGGAAUGCCAUGGCAUCAAUACAAAUUUGGAACAUGUUUCAGUUGAUGACGCCUCUUGACAUGUCCUGUUAGUUAGUGUUAAACUAGGAAUUUGUGCUGAGUUAAACAUAUACAUAUUCUUGGGCAAUUUUUGCUUUUAUGCGCAUAGACUAGGGAGAACAAAUCCUGGUGGUUUGUUUUUCUUCCAUCCAAAGUUCACUAAUGUUUUGGAGUUGGAAGUUUGAAAUAGUGCCAAGAAUAUGUUAUUUGGGACUUGGGAUUUGGCCUUUUCAUUUCAUUUCAUUCCUACUACUACAUAGUAAUGUUUCUUCUACUCAGCUAUCCAUUGGCUUCAUACUUGGACUAUCCUACGGAAGACAGCUUAGUGGGUUUGGUUGCAGCUGUUUUGCCCUUGUGGUCAAAGAGUGUUUUACCCAGGAAUAUGAUGGUGGUCAGUCUUCGGAUUGAUAGCUAUUAGCAUGCAUGUACUCUUUUGUUUCUUUUUUAUUUUCUAUCCUCCAAGAUCUUGUAUCAUCUUGAUGUAAAUUGGAAAUUAAUAAUAUUUUUCUUAUAAUAAAACA
Molecule: messenger RNA, 2223 nt
Organism: Panicum virgatum (switchgrass)
Lineage: Eukaryota; Viridiplantae; Streptophyta; Magnoliopsida; Poales; Poaceae
Product: lysine histidine transporter 1-like
Exons: 7
Coding region: 105-1460 (451 amino acids)
Cellular component (GO): plasma membrane
Source: RefSeq, a predicted model, not a curated record